GUAACUGACACGGGAUCAGUUUAAUCAUUCGGCUCACAAUGACUAAUGCGGCGGCUGGGGGAGGGAGAGCAGGUCUUAAAACAGUUGUUAAACGCAUAAAGUGACCGGGGCGGGUAGUCUUUUGUCCAGAUCGCUGGCGAGGCACCGGGCGGUGUUGGAUGUCAGCCGAAGUGGCUGGGCGCAGGGCUUACGGGAGGCAUACAAGCAGCGGUCCCGGUGCGCAGGCUGAGCCGCAACAGGUCCCGCAGGCAAAAGUGCGCUCGUCCUGGAUGAAACGCCGGCCGCACCACCCGGAGCGUUUCAUUGAUUUUACGAGCCUUGAUUUAUAUUAGGGGGCAUGCAUUUGAGCUGUGAAGACCCGCAGACAUACAUGCGCUGCCCGUACGCCCUGCGCUGCUCUCUCCCUGCCCUCUCGCUGCGGAUCGCCGGGCGAGCGCGGAGCUGGACGCGGAGAAGGAGCGUUUAAUGCCAGGACUAACAUAGGGUCUUCAGAGGAGGAUUCUCCGGGAAGGACUUUGCACAGCCUGCGCACUCAGACGCCGACAAGACGAAGUUUACGAAGAGUUUGGUUAGUUAAGUAGCAAACCAACCAGCUGUACGGACUGGAGACGGAGUCGGCGAGCGGAGCGCACUGAGUACAUAUGGGACCCCACCGUGACGCCUUAAAAACAGGACAGUAACACAGCGGUCUUUUUAGUUUUAUUAGUAUUUUUUAUUAUUUUUCCAUCUUUCACUUUUGUAAUCAUGGCAAGAACAGGGUUUUUAGUAGUUUGCACACUGGCGGUGUUUUUCAUCUCCGCACAAGCCGAGCCGGAGUCGGUGAGCUGCGACGCGGUGGAGGCGGCGAUCGGAUCCGGGGGCUUCAACCUCAGCGACAGCGGCCCAGGUCAGGCUGCGCUCGGUGCCCACCUGAAGGUGUGUCCCCGGGAUGCCCCCUGCUGCACCGCGCAGAUGGAGCAGAAGCUCAGUCAGCAGGGCCUGGUGGACCUGAGGGCCGCGGUGGGGCAGCUGAGCGUCAGCCUCCAGAACACCUUCAGUCAGCGGCACCAGCACUUUGACCAGUUUUUCCGGGAGCUUCUGAGCAACGCGGAGACCUCCCUGAACAGCAUGUUCAUUCGCACGUACGGCCAGAUGUACGUGAAGAACGCGGAGCUCUUCAAGGGGCUCUUUAGGGAUCUGGGCCGCUACUACGCGGCGGGGAGCACCGCCGUCGACCUGGACGCCAUGCUGGCGGACUUCUGGGCGGAGCUUCUGGAGCGGAUGCUCCGGCUGGUCAACGUGCAGUACGAGUUCAGCGACGCCUACAUGGAGUGCGUGAGCCAGCACACAGAGGAGCUCCGCCCCUUCGGAGACAUGCCGCGCAAGCUCCGCCUCCAGCUGACACGCGCCUUCGUAGCUGCCCGCACCUUCACGCGCGGCCUGGAGCUGAUGCCGCAGGUGGUGGCCAAAGUCUCCACGGUGAGCCCCACCCCGGGCUGCAUUCGGGCCUCCAUGAAGAUGCUGUACUGCCCCUCCUGCUCAGGGCAGCCAACCCUGCGGCCCUGUGAGAGCUACUGCCUCAACGUUUUGCGUGGCUGCCUGGCGCACCAAGCCGACCUCGACUCUGAGUGGAACCUCUUCCUAGAUGCUAUGAUGAGCCUUGCCGAGAGGCUGGAGGGGCCGUUCAACUUCGAGUCUGUGAUGGACCCCAUCGACGUGAAGAUCUCGGAAGCCAUCAUGAACAUGCAGGAGAACAGCCUGCAGGUCUCGCAGAAGGUAUUCCAGGGGUGUGGCCAGCCCAAGCUGGCCAGAGACUUGCGCUCCCGACGUUCCAUCAAGGAGGGCGGCUUUACCGGCAGAUUCCGGCCCUACAGCCCGGACACCCGGCCCACCACUGCAGCCGGCACCAGCCUCGACAGACUGGUGACGGAUGUGAAGAAGAAGCUGAGGACUGCAAAAAAGUUCUGGUCCACUCUGCCCGAGACCGUGUGCUCAGGGGACUGGGUCGGCAAGGCUGAAGAGUGCUGGAACGGUACCGCCAAGAGCAGGUAUGAGUCGGUUGUGGCAGGAAUUGGCUUGGCCAAUCAGGUAUCGAACCCAGAUGUGGAAGUGGACAUCACAAAGCCAGACAUAGGGAUUCGGCGUCAGAUCGCUGUGCUGAAGGAAAUGACCAGUCGUCUGAAGGCAGCGCACAGCGGCAACGACAUCGCCGUCGACGUCGGUGAGGGAGCAGGCGAGGACGGCAGCGGCGAGAGCGGCAGCGGGUGUGACCCACUGUCCUGCAAAGAGGACCGGGACAUUUUCUUCUCCACGCCACACCUCGAAAAGACCCGAGAGUCCGGAAGCCCCCGUAGGAAUGAGGAGAAGGAUGUGCGGCAAUCGAGCGGGGCGCGCCCCAUGGGCCCAGGUGGAGCUGUUCUGGUUCUGCUGGGUUGUGUGUCAGCUCUGCUGGCAGCCCAUAGGAGAUAAGGCCCGGAGGAGGAGGAGCGAGCGAGAGAGCGAGGAGACGUCAGACUGCCUGCAGAGCAUAGGGAGCCGGCUGCUCCUGCGUGUCACGGCCUCCCCCCUCCCCUCCUCACCUCCCUGGAAGGACGCUAGUGCACAGCAAGGCCAUUUUUAAACUCCCCUCACUCCCCUCCAUUGACUCGUCUCAUUUCCCUUCACCACCUGUGCUUGAUGUCAGACACCUUGUUUUUAAUGCGUGGCUCUGAGUGCCUGUGAGGGGGGGUACACAGCGAAAUCCCAUAACCAUCACACCCAGUGACAGGGGCUGUGGGUGUGUGCGAGAGCACGGGCCGCCUGACUCCCUGGGCACAGUAAUAGGCUUUACUUUCACAUGUUUAUACACGUAGAUUUAUAGCCAGAGAGGAUUUUUCAGAUUUUUUUUUUUUUUGCAGGAAAUGCCUGAGUUCUGGUUUUAGCUGACAGUGUCUGUCAGAGUUGGAAGGAUAGGGAGUGUGUCAGGCGGGUGGGUGUGUCUGAUCCCGGAACAGCCACACUGGCGUAGAGUCCUGUGGCGUGGGUGGGGGGGGUUUGUUAUGGAAGGUCCAUGGAGUGGUCUUUCUCUGAGAAAUGAUAUCCCUCACCUACAGUAAGGAGCAGCUUGUCCAAUAUCAAGCUUUGCACAAAGGAAAAGCAAUAUAGCCUCAAUCAUGGUGACCAGGAACAAUUAAAAGCCACACAGUCAGGUUUUUAUAAGUUGUUUUUAUUCUAUAUAAUUAUGGUACUGUUUUUAAAAAAUAUAUAUUUCCUCCAUCUGCAGAAGCGUAUGUUGCUGAGGUUGCUGUACGGAUGUGCUUUCCUAAGGUUCAUCUUUUUCUGUGUACCUUAAGAGCAAGUCCAUGCAGAUCAGCUGUUUGGGUGAAUCUAUACAAGCGAGUGGUCAGGAAUGUCCCCAAGGGUCUGUAAGGUUUGCGUCCCCUCCUCGUACAGGAGCCGUGUCCACGCUGUGGCCCUACGUGUGCUUUUUGUAGCCGUAUUUCCUGCUGUACCCCGCCAGACUAUGCACUGCAGCUUCAGGAUAUCGUAUCUUUACUCCUACCCUUGAAGCAGCGGUUUCAGGUGCCUGUUGAUGAGUGACGUGACCUACAUAUCCGGAUUUGCACGGAACCUUAGUUUUAGAUGACCCAUAAAUUUCGUCAGUGCCAGAACGCGUACUGUCAACGCAGUAAUUUUAUUUUUUUUUUCCCUUCACCGAAUUGCCUUAAAAUAUACAGUUUGAGUUGUGACCCUUUCACCUAACGUGUGAUUUAGAGCCUAAGUGCUGGUUGUGGAGACGGAAUCACACGUCGAACAGGCGGUGAAACAUGGUCCGAUUAUCCGUCACGCCCUGGAUCGGGUCCCUGUGCGCCUUGGAUCAGGGCCACGGUGCCCUGCUCCCUGCGGAAUGCGACAUUUUUUGGAAUAUGCGUAAAUGUGUGGCUGUUUUAACCCUCAAGCGCCGUAGGAGUCUCAGCGUUCAGCCAGAAAUAGCAUGUGGAAAGUAGCACAGUCUCUCUCAGGGGCCCUCGUACAUGCCCUAUCUCUCGAAGCCUUUUAAAACAUGCGUUUGUCAUAUUCUGUAGGCUUUCAAAGAAAAUGUACCUUAAAAUUAGAGGAAAUUAGUUACCAAACCAUCUAGAUACUAUGAAACAAUUAUUUACGUUUUACACAAUGUUAUCAAGUGUUUAGCCAACUGUGAGGUACAAUUGAUUAAAUGACUUUAUUAAUAUAUAUGUUUAGGGGUUGGACUAGGGGGGAUUAAAUCCCUUUCAAAAAGCAGUUGACUGUGGUGGGGGUUGGCACCAUUAAUCAUGCACUCCAGUCUACCCCAGGAUAAAUCCAUGUUAAUUCUGAAAUGCAGAUGGCGCCCCCUGUAGCUCACAAAAAGAAUCUCAUAUGACAGGCUGAAAGCGGUGGAGGUCAGGGGAGAAAUGACAACAUUUGAAGCAAAUAAGAUGUAUGGAUAAUGUUAAUGGUGUACAAAACAGGAAUCUAGCUGGUUGCUUCUUACAGUAGCUCGAUGUGUACUACAUUUUGUCCUGUUUAAGGUUACUUAAAUAUGUUAACGGCGUCUUCAAUCUCAUUGCUGCUGUUCCUUUUCAUUAAUGUAACUGCAUUGCAACGUGGCCGGGGAGCCAGACCUUGUAAUCAGUAAAAUCACAUUAUACAGAUGGAAAUCCAUUUUGGGGGAAGAGGCAGUUUGUCUUCCUUUGCAGGUCAUAUGCAAAUGCGGAGUCCUCUAUGGAUCCUCUCAGAUAGCUGGGACUGCCAAAAGCUAAAAUGGGUGUUAAAUUAAACCUGUUAAUUACGGCAGGCGUGGACGGUUAUACUUACCCAAGCGCUUUUCAUACGCAAAGCUGACUUUUGAGUGACUGAACAAACCUCUUUUUAAAACUAUUCCAGUAAUUUUAUUAACGAAACGUCCUCCUUAAAGAAGAGAUCAUGAAAACAUCAAAUCCCUCCGCAGGGGAACAACUGAGCACAUAUACGUUAAUGAAACCGUGCACGAUCUUCCUAAAAUAAAGACAUAAUACAUUUCAAGUCGUGGACUGGUUCUAUACUUGCAUUUCAAAGUACGGUCUUGGAUUUAGGUAUGACGUUAAUUUAUUGCUGCGAGUAUUCGUACUGAAAAGUAAUUAUGAAUCAAUUUAAACUAAGACGUAUUAAAUUUUGACAAUGUAGUUACUCAUGAUCUAUAGGAGCACGCCGCCCGAUCUGGCUAAGUUCUGUCCGGCUGUCGUAAUAUGUGACAGUAAUUCGGCGGUAUUUUGCAACAAACUUUAAAAUCGUGAGAUUAGCGAUCAUAUAUAUGAAUAAAAAAUUAUAUUCCUCAACGAAUGACAAAAUGCCGAAACCCGGGAUCGAACCAGGGACCUUUAGAUCUUCAGUCUAACGCUCUCCCAACUGAGCUAUUUCGGCGGCUUGGGAAAAAAUUUCACCCCCCGGAAGCAGAUUAUAUACAUCACGGAAACGCCUAUAAAAUGUUACAUAAUAUUAAUUUACGAAAUACAUAUAUAUAUGACGUCAACUUUAAAACGUAAUUAAGUAUGCUGAUAUUUUAUACCGCUAUAACUCCUGUAAAUAAUAGUUAAAUCCAACGAGGGUGCCCUGAGCUUGCUUAACGUUUAAGGUUAGAUUUAGAUCUGGUUAAUGUGGGGGUUAAGGUUAAACCUGGUUAAUUAAUGUGUAAGGUUAAGGUUAGACCUGCUUAAUGUGGAGGAUUAGGGGUAACUAAAAUAACUUCUUUGUUCCAAUUUACUCCUAAAAAUUAAAAAUAUAUAACUGCACAAUUACCCAUAUAACCGAAAGGUUCAAUUUCACAAGACCACUUUUAAUACAAGAAUUGCAAAACAUGCUAAAUAAAUUCAAAGGAAUAAAGUAAAAAUUAAGAGUGUGACGAGAGCUAUCGCAGUAAAAAGCACAUUUCUUCCUUUUCAAACAGGCCUACUCUAGAGGAAAAGUACACAGAAAAGCACCAGUUCAGCUCAACUACAUUUGCAGGGUAAAUGCCGGCUGUUAUUUCCCACCUCUGGAAUUCAGAUCAGUGGGUCACAGAGGUUCAUAACAGAGUUUAUCCCUGCAGCAGAACGGGGAAGCGAGCAGCAAUAACACGCCGUCACAGACACGUGUCCCCCGCCUCACGCGCAUCCCGUUUGCUGUGUGGUUCUCUGUCGGUCGGUAGGUCUUUUAGGAAAAUACUAAGAGCGGGUUCAGUUCCCAGCAAACACUGUGAUUUUUCCCUAAUAGACAGUACUUUGUUCAAGGAACAUAUUCAGCUGCAUAACUGGUUAAAGUGCUCUCCCCACCGGAGCGGUAAUAGUUCUGUGCUCUUGGUUCAUUCAUUCUAAUGGUACAGGUUAGUAAAUACAUUAUGAACAACGAAUACAUGUGCAGCAACUAAGCACUUAACCAUAUGAAAGAUUUGUUUUUGGUCAAAUACAUGUUUUCUACUUUAUUGUCACUGCGUUAGAACCUGCUGGGCGUAUUUUUGAUUCAUGCUGUCGCAAGAGUAGGCUCGGCGUCACUUCAUGGCUCGGCGACACUGCCAUCUCCUGGUUAUCCUCUGAAACUGCAUGUGUUUAUUUCAGUCCGCUGCGCCGCCCAGCCAUGAUCAGUGACUGCUGAUCCGAAGGGGUCAAUGCUGAGAAGAAAGGAGCGCUCAGCUGGGUACAGCCUGGCCUGGCCACCUGCCCACUCCAGGACCUUCACGCGCUAAAGGUCAUUUAUACAUCCAUUCACUUGAUCACCCAUGGAUUUGAAAAGGAAACGUGGAAUCGCCGCGAAACAUUCACGAAGCUGCAUAAUUUACACCAGAAAGUCUGGAUUCCACAAACAGAGGGUGCUUGGAUGUCACAUGGGGCGUGAAUGCGAGCUGCAGGGAUCCCAUGUUCAGUGCCUUUCUGUUUACACUUGACUUGAUCUGUAUUUUGUAUUUUCACCUUCAUGUUUUUCCGUGCCGUAUUAAAUAUGCCUGAUACAUUUUAAAA
Molecule: messenger RNA, 6947 nt
Organism: Paramormyrops kingsleyae
Lineage: Eukaryota; Metazoa; Chordata; Actinopteri; Osteoglossiformes; Mormyridae
Product: glypican-6-like
Biological process (GO): regulation of protein localization to membrane; cell migration; regulation of signal transduction
Cellular component (GO): cell surface; extracellular region; plasma membrane
Source: RefSeq, a predicted model, not a curated record